Messenger RNA from Pneumocystis jirovecii RU7, 3009 nucleotides. RefSeq lists its product as uncharacterized. The record is from RefSeq and is a predicted model, not a curated record. The transcript has a single exon. The annotation marks the transcript as partial. Lineage: Eukaryota; Fungi; Ascomycota; Pneumocystomycetes; Pneumocystales; Pneumocystaceae.
AGCUUGGCGCGGGCGGUGGCGCGGGCGGUUAAGCGGCGGGCUGCACAAGGAGCAGGAACAAAUGAUGAGGAAGAAGUGCGUCUCUUGGCUUUGAUUGCAAAAGAAAACUAUAAAAAUACUGAUCAAUGCAAAGACAAAGUGGAAAAAUAUUGCAAAACGUUAACAGAUGCAGGAUUAAAUCCAGAAAAGGUUCACGAAAAAUUAAAAGAUUUCUGUAAUAACGGGAAACAAAAUAAAAAAUGUCAAGAUUUACAAACCAAAGUUACGGGGAAAUGCACAUCUUUUCAACAAAAACUAAAAACUGCUUUAACAAAUCCAUCAGAUGAUAAUUGUAAAGAAAAUGAACAACAAUGCUUAUUUUUGGAGGGAGCGUGUCCAAAAGAGCUUAAAGACGAUUGCAAUACUUUGAGAAAUAAGUGCUAUCAAAAGAAGCGUGAUAAAGUGGCGGAAGAAGCUCUUUUAAGAGCGCUCAGUAAUGAUCUUGAAAAUGAGACUAAAUGUAAAGAGAAAGUUAAAAAUGUUUGUUUUGCAUUAGCUGAAGAAAGUGAUGAGUUAAUGCAAAAGUGUUUCAAUACAGACUCUCUAUGCACAUCUCUAGUAGCAUUAGCAAGAGAAAAGUGUGAAUCUCUGAAGACAAUGAUAAAAAAUGUGCUAACUAUUGAUGGGGAGUUGCAAAAGAAAGGGCAUUCUUUACUUGAGAAAUGCUACUUUUAUGGACCAAGCUGUAAAGGUAGUAAAUGUGGUGAUUUGAAGGAAAAAUGCAAGAAAGAAGAAAUCAUUUAUCUACCUCCAGACUCUGAUUUUGAUCCUACAAGGCCAGAGGCUACGCUAGCAGAAAAAAUAGGUCUAGAAAAGCUUUAUAAGGAAACAGUAACACAAGGAGUUGUAAUUGAAAGAGCACCAGAAAGAGAUAUUGUUGAUCUAUUAGUGUUUCUGUCAGAGAGCAAGCCUUUUAAUGAAGCUCAAUGCAAGGAAGUACUCACUAAUAAAUGUGAUUCUAUUCAAUAUCUAGCAAAAGAUUUAAAAGAUUUAUGUAAAGAUAAAAAUAAUUAUACAGAUAAAUGUAAAGAAUUUAAAAAUGAGUUUGAAGAAAUAAAGCUCGCUUUGACUGCAAAAUUUAAAAUCAGACAAUUUAAAGAUGAGAUUGCAUUAUGGGAUGAAUUACCAAGUCUCCUUACUGAAAAUGACUGCACAAGAUUACAAUCAGACUGUUUUUAUUUUGAAAAUCAACAGUCUUUCGAGAAACAAUGUAAGAAUGUUAAGGCAGCGUGCUAUAAAAGAGGGCUCUAUGCAUUAGCAAACCAAGCAUUACAGGACAAGCUGCGAGGAAAGUUUUAUGAUACAAAUGACCCAUUGUUUAGAAAGCUUCAAAAAGAGUUAGUAAAGGAAUGUGCGAAUCUGAAAGGAGAGAGUGACGAGUUAUUUGUAUUGUGUGUACAACCAACAGAAGCAAUUUUUAUAUUAUUAAACGAUUUGCGUAUAAAAACGGAAUUAUUACACGAAGAUUUGAACGAAAAACGGGAUUUUCCUACCAAGCAGGAUUGCUGGGAAUUACAAAAGAAAUGCGAUAAUCUAAAACAAGACUUUAAAGGACUUGAAUGGCCCUGUCAUACGCUGGAGCAUCAUUGUAAUAGACUAAAUGUUGUAGGACAAUUAGAAGAGAGGCUAUUGGAAGGAAAAAUAAAAGAUUUAAAAAAUAAAACCGUCUGUAAAGAGAAUGUCGAAGAACAAUGCAAUCAUUGGGUUAAAAAAAGGAAAAUACAGUUUGCUCUUGGAUGUGUAGCACAGAAUGCUACUUGCAAGAUCAUCACAGAAAGCGUAGACUCUAAAUGCAUUGCAUUGAAAGAAAAUAUGAAUACUCUAAAAGUUGUAGACAGAGCAGAAAAAAAACAAGAAAGAGAAUCAACCUGUAAUUUUUGGGAACCGUAUUGUGACAAAUUCAUGUUUAGCUGCGAUAACUUAAUAGCUAAUGGUAAUGGAGAGUGUGAGAAACUUAAAAAGAAUUGCGAGUCAUACAGAGAAAGAUAUAACCUGGAAACACAAGUUAUGUACGAGUUUAGAGGAAAGCUUAAGAAAAAAAAGAACUGUAGAACAACUCUUGAUCAAUAUUGUACACAGUGGAGUAAGACAAAAAACAGUACACUGGAAAGUCUAUGUACUGACAAGGGUGGCAAUAAUGAUACAAUUAGGGAUGAUUUAUGUAAAAAACUAGUGAAACGAGUAGAGGCAAGAUGUGCAGAAUUGUUUACGAAAUUGAAGACAGCGAAAGAAGAGAUAAAAAUAAAAGUAGAAGAAGUCAAAAAAUUGAAUAAAGAAGCAAAAAAAGCAUCAGAAGAUGCAAAACUUGUUUUAUCAUCAUUAAAGAAAAAUGAAGUGAAUUCAGAGAAAAACGCAAGUAACAAUCAAAAUAAACCAGUAGGAGGAGCAAAUACGACACAAAAGACACAAGUCAGACUUGUUCGGAGAGGAACAGUCGAAGUACUUGUCACCGAGGCAGAAGUUGAAGCCUUCGAUGCAGUAUCAAGAGCACUGGAGGCGUAUGUGGAAGUCAAUGAAGAAUGUAAAGUUUUGAAAUUAGAAUGUGGGUUUAAAGAAGAAUGCCCAACAUUAAAAAAUGCAUGCAGUGAAAUUGAGAAGGCAUGCAACGAAUUGAAGUCAUUGGAAGUGAAACCAUACGAAGUAGAAACAACGACAACAACCACCACGACCACAACCACCACUACAACAACAAAGACAGAGGGAGAAGGAAAGGCAACAGACUGCCAGUCUCUACAGACGACAGACACAUGGGUCACAAAGACGUCGACUCAUACCAGCACAUCUACGACUACGUCCACAGUCACAUCAAGAAUAACGUUGACCUCGACGAGGCGGUGUAAGCCUACGAAGUGUACGACAGGAGAGGAAGAUGAAGCAGGAGAGGUGAAGCCGAGUGAGGGGCUGAGGAUGAGUGGGUGGAGUGUGAUGAGGGGGGUGCUAGUGGCGAUGAUGAUUUCAUUCAUGAUUUAA